GCAAUCAUUGUCAAACUACAUAAACAAUACGUUUUCAAUUUAUAUUUGCAAGUUGGUAGCACUUGAAGUACAGACACAUAGCUUUCGUAUUUGCUUAGUUUUGUGAAUGAUUUUAUAGGAUAAAUAUUUUCCUUUACAAAAUAAAUUGUAAAAAACAUAUUUGCCUGUACUUAUUUCAUGAGUUUCAUAUGUUUGAAUGUUAAACCAAUUCUAAAUCAAUUCAUUUCAUUAGAACUAUUUUGAUUUAAUAUUACUGUUGCUAUUAGUGUCAGAAUGACGUAAAAAUAGUUUGCAUAUGUAAUGUGAAUGAUAUUCAGAUAAAUUAUCGUGCAGGAAAUAUGAUUAAAAUACAAAAUCUUUCACACAUCAAUCAAUUUAAUGGAGAAAACUAUUGGCAUACAUCUUCGGUAUUAAGAGAAAAGCGUUAGGUCAUUCAACGCAAGAAGACAGUUCAAUCAAAAAAAUAAGAGCCAGCUCGCGGAAAAUGCGACGCCAAUCACUUUGGCUGUGGUUUUCACUUUCAUUUUGAUGUUAUCAAUCCUUGAAUGAGUAAAUUAAAUUAGUGGAAAAUUUGUGUAAAACAAGCAGUGCCCAAGGAAACUACUAAUACUUAACAUUUAGAAAAAGAGGUCAAAGUUACGCAAGUUAGUGGAGAUGAGUGGCACACGCUCCAAUUUUCAAUUCUUGAAUAACCCAUUGGCCAUUCGCCAGGAGAUUCAACGGUUUGAAAGUGUUCAUCCUUCAAUUUAUGCCAUUUACGAUUUAAUCGAACUAGUUCCCGAUCAGCAAAUUGCACAACAAAUUCGAGAUCAUGUAGUUUGCAUUGAAGAUUCGUUUGUCAAUAGUCAAGAGUGGACAUUGUCCCGAUAUGUAUCGGAGCUUAGGCUAGGAAUCGUAGGCUCCAUAAAUUCGGGUAAAUCAGCAUUAGUGCAUCGGUACUUAACGGGAUCUUAUAUGCAAGAAGAAUCGCCAGAGGGAGGACGUUUCAAAAAGGAAAUAUUUAUAGAUAACCAAAGCCAUUUGUUGUUGAUUCGGGAUGAAGGGGGAUUACCCGAAAUGCAGUUUUCCGCUUGGGUUGACGCUGUGAUCUUUGUAUUUAGUUUGGAAAAUGAGGCCAGUUUCAAUGCAGUCUACAAUUUCUAUACAAAAAUGUCGCAUUUCCGAAACAGUUCAGAAAUUCCGAUCUUACUAGUCGGUACUCAAGAUGCGAUAAAUGAGAAGAAUCCGCGUGUGAUCGACGAAACACGAGCUCGAAAAUUAGCAAAUGAUCUGAAACGAUGCUCUUAUUAUGAAACCUGCGCUACUUAUGGAUUGAAUGUUGAAACCGUCUUUCAGGAUGCGUGUCAAAAAAUCGUACAAUAUCGUUCACACGCCUUAUUACAACAUCGUACACCGACAAGCUCGAGACCUACAACACCUCAGGGAGCGGGCAUAAGCAAUUCGAUGAAUUCAUUGCCGCAGCAUUUUGUGCAGCAUGUAUCACAUCACAAUCACGAUCAAAACUCGUUGAAUGUGCUAUCGAGUCCGUCUAAAGAUUUCGGUUUACUAUCUGGAAGCAAUGACUCAAACUUUCAAUCGAGCAAUUUUACGUUGCCACAUCGAUACCACGCAUUAUCAGCUUCGAGUCAUCAAUUGCCAUUACGAAGUAGUGGGGAGUUUAAGCAUCAACUCUACACAUCACAUGGAUCUCCUGGCAAAAAUUGGAACAGUACGAAAACCCAAGGAAUCUCACAACAUGCAAAUGACAGAAUGAGCGCUCCAAUAGCGGCAUUGAGUUCCCUUCAAUUAAGUCCAUCAGUUUCAAAUACAAAAGAUGCCAAAGAACUUCCGACCCCCUCAUCGACUCCAACCACAUCACGUAAAUCGCGACGACGAUCAAACUUGUUUAUUCCGUCGUCGAAAAAAUCUGAGGUGAAACUGAGUGAGCUCGGUGUUGGACGAGCGAUCCCAAUUAAACAAGGCUAUUUAUACAAGCGCAGCAGUAACUCUCUCAAUAAGGAAUGGAAGAAGAAAUAUGUGACUCUAUGUGAUGAUGGACGACUAACAUAUCAUUCUUCAUUGCAUGAUUAUAUGGAUGAUUGCAACGGCAAAGACAUUGCAUUGAAUUGUGUAACAGUUAAGCUCCCUGGCCAAAAACCUCGAGGAUCAAAGUCUAUUCUAACAAAUAGUGCACUCAGUUCAUCGGUUAAUUUUUAUUGGAAAGCAACAAAUAAUGCAAUUUCUGACGGAAUUGCUGGAUUAACUUUGCCGAAAGAUAGGAAAGCCAAUGAAAAAACCUCAUUGAGUACUUUUGAUUCACUUCGCGAUUCGACCGGCGGUAAAACUAACAGCCAUACCAGUGGUGAUGAGGGAGUUGUUUUGAGUAACAGCAAUUCCCAAACCUUCUUAGCGAAUGAAAAUGCAAACAACAGCAAACACAAUGAAAGUCAGUCAUCUAAUUCAUCAAAUACAAAGAAACGACAUCGGCGUAUGAAAAGUAGCGGUGUGAAAAAUGAAGUAGAUGAUGCUGAAACAUAUGAGUUCUUCAUCGUAUCGCUGGAAGGAAAACAAUGGCAUUUUGAAGCAGCCAGUUGUGAGGAUCGAGACGAAUGGGUUCAAGUGAUUGAACAAGAAAUUUUCAAGAUAUUACAAUCGAAUAUUUCGAGUAAAUCAAAACCGCAAACAUCCAAUGAUUUGGCCACGAUACAAAUGAUAAAAGAGCAAAUUCCUGGCAACAAAUUCUGUGCCGAUUGCGACGCGGCUACGCCAGAGUGGGCGAGUUUGAAUUUGGGUAUUCUCAUAUGCAUCGAAUGCUCUGGUAUUCAUCGGAAUUUGGGUUCACACAUUAGCAAAGUGCGUUCGCUCGGUCUGGAUACAAUCGAACUACCUCAUUUGAGUGUUAUGCUUUCUAUUGGUAACACAAUAUCGAAUUCAGUGUACGAGGCAAAUACCAGUGGACUCGUCAAGCCGAAUUCGCAAUCUACUAGAGAAGAGAGGGAAUCAUGGAUUCGAAGGAAGUAUGAAAUGAAAGAGUUUGUACCGCAUAUUGAUCAUUCUGUUCCGAGCGGAAGACUUUUAAUCGAAGCGGUUGUCAGAUCUGACAUACGAUCAAUCAUCACCACAUUAUUGCACACUAGUGUAGCUGAGGUUAAUGCAACUGUAAGUGAACGUGAUUUGCGAACUGCGGCCCACCUUGCGUCCGCAAUGGGCAACCUUCCAGUUGUACAAUUACUUGUUUGGAACAAUGCGGAUGUCACGAAGACUGACCAUGAAGGUCGUACGUGUUUAUCAUACGCAAAAGCCGCAUUGUCUUUGGCUUCACAAUCAACAAAUGAUGCGGAAAAUUUGGGACAAAAUGGAUUUAGUUCACACGAUACAACUAAAGAACUGGUUGAGAUGUUGGUUAAUCUGGGUUGCUCUGACCCUCUACCAACUACAAGCACUACCACUGGGACUAUACCACGGCGAAGAGAUAUGCUGAGACCGAGUGUAUUCGAGAAGUUACCAUCUAGUGUAAUAUAAUUGGCCCGAAUUUCAAUUGUAUAUAAUGCCAAAAUGGUAAAUGUGCAGCAAACGAAUAAAGAGUCAAACAAAUAUUGUUUGAGUUUUUCGCAGUUUUUCAUCGUUGCAGUUUGCGUGUUCUAUUGAUCAAACAAUGUAUUGUAACAUAAAGAAGAAAAAACUACCACAAGUACAUUUACAGUUUGCUUUAUUUCAUUAAAUUAUCGUGCAUGUUUACUUAAAAGAGGAUAAAUCUUAUUUUGCUAAUCAACCGAUUUUUUAAUUGUACCUGAAUAAAUCUAGAAAGAACCAAAAAAAAAA
Molecule: messenger RNA, 3801 nt
Organism: Sitodiplosis mosellana (orange wheat blossom midge)
Lineage: Eukaryota; Metazoa; Arthropoda; Insecta; Diptera; Cecidomyiidae
Gene: CenG1A
Product: centaurin-gamma-1A
Exons: 9
Coding region: 655-3501 (948 amino acids)
Cellular component (GO): nucleus
Molecular function (GO): GTPase activity; GTP binding; protein binding
Source: RefSeq, a predicted model, not a curated record